UAGAUAUAUAAAUAAGACUAUAGAAUGAUAUGUAUCUAAUCUCCCAUAAAUUAAUUAUCCAACUGCUUAAAACAAAUUGAAUUUUAUUGUGAUAUACUUUUCAAUAUUUUCUUUUGACGAUAUUAAGAAAUUGAUUGCAAAUUAUGUAACUGAAGUAAAUGAUUGACCUGCAAUGCUUUGAUUUCAGAUUGCUUAUUGUGAUCCGCCUGGUAGCCCUGGGCUUCUUCCUCGCAUGGCGAAUUCGCCACCCAAACCACGAAGCAAUCUGGCUCUGGGCCAUGUCCGUCACCUGCGAACUCUGGUUCGCUUUCUCAUGGCUCCUCGACCAGCUCCCCAAGCUCUGCCCCGUAAACAGGGCCACUGACCUCACCGUCCUCAAAGAAAUAUUUGAAUCGCCGAGCCUCCGCAACCCCAAAGGAAGAUCUGAUCUUCCAGGCAUCGAUGUCUUCGUCUCCACCGCAGAUUCUGAGAAAGAACCCCCAUUAGUCACUGCAAAUACUAUUCUCUCCAUCCUCGCCGUCAAUUACCCCGUCGAGAAGCUGGCCUGCUAUCUCUCCGACGAUGGCGGCUCCCUCCUCACUUUCGAAGCACUUGCAGAAACUGCAAGCUUUGCGAAAGUUUGGGUUCCCUUUUGCAGAAAGCAUGAGAUCGAGCCGAGGAAUCCAGAAGCCUAUUUCAGCCAGACGAGAGACUUUCUCAAGAACAAAGUACGCCAUGAUUUUGUCAGGGAGAGGAGGAGAGUGAAGAGGGAGUAUGAUGAGUUCAAGGUCAGAAUCAAUUCUCUUACAGAGUCUAUAAGGCGGAGAUCUGAUGCCUAUAAUGCUCACGAGGAGCUGCGGGCGAAGAAGAAGCAAGAUGAGAUGGGAGUAAGUCUCUCUGAGCCAGUUAAAGUCCCUAAAGCUACUUGGAUGAGCGAUGGAUCUCACUGGCCUGGAACUUGGUCAUCGGCAGAAAACGAACAUUCAAGAGGCGAUCAUGCCGGAAUCAUUCAGGCAAUGCUUGCUCCGCCGAACUCCGAACCAGUGAUGGGCACCGAGGCGAAUGAAAAUGGCCUCAUAAUAAACACCACAACUGUCGAUAUCCGUCUACCAAUGUUGGUCUACGUUUCGAGGGAGAAGAGACCGGGCUAUGAUCAUAAUAAAAAGGCUGGAGCCAUGAAUGCUCUGGUUCGAACCAGCGCGAUCAUGUCUAACGGUCCAUUCAUCUUAAACUUAGACUGUGAUCACUACGUUUACAACUCCCAGGCUUUGAGAGAAGGAAUGUGUUUCAUGGUCGACAGCGGUGGCGAUCGUGUUUGCUUUGUUCAGUUUCCUCAGAGGUUUGAAGGAAUCGACCCUAAUGACAGAUACGCAAAUCAUAAUUUGGUGUUCUUUGAUGUGACUAUGAGAGCCAUGGAUGGCUUGCAAGGUCCUAUGUAUGUUGGCACUGGCUGUAUAUUUCGUCGUACAGCGCUUUAUGGCUUUAAUCCUCCUCGAGCCACAGAGCACCGUGGAUGGCUGGGGAGAAGAAAGAUUAAGCUUUUUCUGAGAAAACCAACCAUGGGGAAGAAGAAUGACCGGAUUGUUGAAGCUGAGAAUAAUGAAGAAGAAGAAGAUAAUGACAUUGAAUCCUCAUCUCUUCUGCCGAAGAAGUUUGGCAAUUCGGCGAUUCUUGCAGCGUCAAUUCCAGUAGCAGAGUAUCAGGGGAGGCUGCUUCAAGACUUGUCUGGAGUCCAUCAGGGUAGGCCAGCGGGCUCCCUCGCAGUGCCUCGUGAACCACUCGACGCCUCCACAGUUGCAGAGGCCAUCUCUGUGAUCUCCUGCUUUUACGAAGAAAAAACUGAGUGGGGAAGACGAGUAGGAUGGAUUUAUGGAUCUGUGACAGAGGAUGUUGUCACUGGUUACAGAAUGCAUAACAGAGGAUGGAGAUCAGUGUACUGUGUCACUAAAAAAGAUGCAUUCAGAGGAACGGCACCCAUUAACCUCACUGACAGAUUACACCAGGUUCUACGCUGGGCUACUGGCUCGGUUGAGAUCUUCUUCUCAAGGAACAAUGCACUGUUUGCAUCCAGGAGGAUGAAGCUCCUUCAAAGGGUAGCCUACUUCAAUGCAGGAAUGUAUCCAUUCACUUCAAUUUUUCUGCUCGUAUACUGUAUUCUUCCUGCAGUAUCACUCUUCUCAGGGCAGUUCAUUGUCCAGUCAUUGAAUGUUGCUUUCCUCAUAUUUCUCUUGUUGAUCACCAUUACUCUCUGCCUGCUUGCUCUGCUAGAGAUCAAGUGGUCAGGGAUCACACUACAUGAAUGGUGGCGAAACGAGCAGUUCUGGGUGAUUGGAGGGACCAGCGCUCACCCUGCAGCUGUGCUUCAAGGGCUUCUGAAGGUGAUUGCAGGAGUUGAUAUAUCCUUUACUCUGACGUCGAAGCCCGCGAAUGAUGAAAACGAAGAUGAGUUUGCAGAGUUGUACAUGGUGAAGUGGAGCUUCUUAAUGGUGCCGCCAAUCACGAUCAUGAUGGUGAACAUGAUCGCCAUGGCAGUGGGGUUUGUGAGGACGGUUUACAGUGAGUUUCCUCGGUGGAGUAAGCUACUUGGGGGAUCUUUCUUUAGUUUCUGGGUUCUCUGUCAUCUGUAUCCCUUUGCUAAGGGGUUGAUGGGGAGGAGGGGGAAGAUGCCUACAAUUGUUUUCGUCUGGUCGGGGCUGAUUUCAAUUGUGCUCUCACUUAUGUGGGUUUAUAUCAGCCCUCCAGCAGGAGGAAGUCAGUACAUGAACUUUUAGUUUCUUUGAAGAAUGAAGAGCAGCAGCAGAACUCUUUGUUUUCUUCUUCUUUUUUUGUUUCUGGUUUACACUAAGUCUGAUUCAUGUAAUGAAUGACUCUAGUUUAUAUGAGAUUGUGGUUUGUACUAAGAAGCAGUAAUUUGAAUGAAUAGAUUUUCGUUGGCACAAA
Molecule: messenger RNA, 2919 nt
Organism: Dendrobium catenatum
Lineage: Eukaryota; Viridiplantae; Streptophyta; Magnoliopsida; Asparagales; Orchidaceae
Product: cellulose synthase-like protein D5
Exons: 2
Coding region: 159-2750 (863 amino acids)
Biological process (GO): cellulose biosynthetic process; plant-type primary cell wall biogenesis
Cellular component (GO): trans-Golgi network; plasma membrane
Molecular function (GO): mannan synthase activity; cellulose synthase (UDP-forming) activity
Source: RefSeq, a predicted model, not a curated record